GUUUUGACAGGCGCGGGCGAGGGUCGGGACGCGCGACGAGAAGGGCUCGGCGAGGGAUGUUCUGAGGCUCAACUCCUCAAGCUUUGCCCUCAGUCGGCGCUUUUACUGGAGAAUCAUGAGGUCUUGUCACAUUUGAUGAAAGCUUUUGUAGGAGGUGUCUAUGGGGGGAGCACCAGCAAUGGCGUCCUCACUGCGCACCCGGUCCUUUGUGUUGGGCAUCACAGCCGCCUCCUUUAUGUGGCUUAUCAUCAUUUAUCUGUAUUUAGUGCUGGUGCAGGAACCAGAAUUUUCUCGGCAAGUCUACCAGAGACAGAAAGAGCCCAGAGGACCAGAUCAACACUCCCAAGCUGGUAAAGAGCAUAAAGGCUUGGCAGACAAAAGGCAUAUUAGGGGUCGGAUGUAUGGCAAGCCUUUCCAAGAUGUAGCAGACAACAAAUUAGAGAAGGCCAGUAAACACAUAAAUAGCUUGGAUCAGUGGAAGAAGAAGAAAUAUGAGAACAGCGAUGGGAAGGACAUCAGAAAAGAGUUGUUCCCCAAGGACCCCAAGGAGAGAGUGCAAGAGAAGCCCCCAACCAAGGAACAGAGUGAACAGCUGCUGCAAGAGCUUGGUCUUGUCAAAACCAAGGAGGAUCAGGAGGAGAAAGAUAAUGGUUAUCGCCUUCAUGCUUUCAACACUUUGAUAUCUUCAAGACUAUCAGUCCAUCGUGCAAUCCCAGACACAAGAGAUAAAAGAUGUAAAGACCUCCAGUAUCCUCACAAUCUACCAAAGGCAUCCAUUGUGGUGUGCUUCUACCGAGAGGAUCACUCAGCUCUCUUGCGCACAGUGCAUUCCAUCCUAGACAGGACCCCAGCACAUCUACUGCAUGAAAUAUUGCUCAUUGACGAUACUGCUGAAGAAAGUUACCAUGCAGAGGUUCAGGACGAGAUGAGCGGCCUAAAUGACAAAAUUCGGGUCCUGAAAACCCCUCAGAGGGAAGGCUUGAUCAGAGCACGUGUCUUCGGAGCUCGACAUGCUGUUGGUGAGAUCAUGGUGUUCCUAGACAGUCAUGUGGAGGUGAACAUUGGCUGGAUAGAACCCCUUUUGUCCAGAGUGGCUGAGUAUCGCAACCAUGUUGUGACACCAAUCAUUGAUGUUAUAUCUCCAGACACAUUCCAGUACACAGCCUCACCUCUUGUGCGAGGAGGCUUCAACUGGGGCCUUCACUUCAAGUGGGACACAAUUCCUUCAAGCUACUUCAUGGACAAGAUUAAUUUCAUAAAGCCCAUUAAGUCCCCAACCAUGGCUGGUGGGCUCUUUGCCAUAGAUCGUAACUACUUUAAGGAGAUUGGUGAAUAUGACAUGGGGAUGGAUGUCUGGGGUGGAGAGAAUUUAGAAAUGUCUUUUAGGGUUUGGAUGUGUGGAGGUGAGUUAGAGAUCAUGCCUUGCUCUCGUGUUGGUCACAUUUUCCGUCGACGACGCCCGUAUGGAGGCCCAGGUGGCCAAGAUUCCUUGAUGCGCAACUCACUGAGAGUUGCCCAUGUGUGGCUAGAUGACUACAAGGAGAACUUUUUCAAAGUUCGUCCUGGAGCAGAGAAAAUGGAAUAUGGAGAUGUUUCAAGCAGAAAGAAGCUGAGAGAAGACCUUCAGUGUAAAUCCUUUUCAUGGUACCUGAAGAAUGUGUACCCAGAACUAGGGCCUCCAGGAGAGGAGAACAAGAAUGCCAAAAUGGACAAAGCAGGUGUACGGCCAUACCAGCCAUGGAAUAAACGAGUGAGGAAUUAUACACACAAAUGGCAGAUCCGUUUAACAGGAACGAACCUGUGCAUAGAGUCUGAGGAAGAUGUUUCACGGAAGGGUUCAUUGUUAGUACUGUCCAAGUGUUCUGAUUGGAAUCGUCAGGUAUUUCACCAGACGGACCGAAAUGAGCUUGUUCUUGCGCAGCUGCUGUGCCUCGAGGCCUCUGAUAAUAGGCCUAAAAUUGCCAAGUGUCAUGAAAUGGGAGGAGCCCAGGAAUGGAAGAUCUCCAAUCAGAUGGGUGUUGCUCUGUAUAACAUGGCUCUUGGCCUAUGUGUAGCUGCACAAGACAGUCGCUUGGGAGCACCUGUGUUGAUGGCAAUGUGUUCCACUCCUAAUCUUGCCACUUGGGACCUUGUUGAUAUACUCUAAAUGAAUAUUGGUUAACAAUUUGUAUUUUUUAAUUUGUGAAUGUGUUCAAUUGUGAAUAUAUAUGAUGGAAGUGUGUCUAUGGAUGCCUGUCUGUGUGUCUGUGUCAGUUCAUGCAUACAAUUUUCUUCAAGAGAAGAUACAACUCAUGUUCACAAUGUUAGUGCUUAUAUUUGCCUUAGUUUAUGAGCUGUUUUUAUGUAUAUAAAAUAUAUAUACUGGUAUUGAUGAGUAGUGUUUAUUUUUUUUAAAUACUAAAAGGAAAAUUUAUUUAUAUCAAUGUGAGAAUUAUCAUGACAAUAUUAUAGGUAAGGAAUAUAUUCUCAAAAUGUAAUUGACACAAUUGGAGGUGAUAAAGAAUACUCGCAUUCUAAACAAAAGAAUAUAUAUAUAUAUAAGUAUGUAUAGUUAUUUAACUUUUUUUUUACAAGAGACUGAAUUCUUAAUACCAUGGAGUAAAGAAUAUUCUAAAUGGAUACUAAAUUUGAAGAAAAUUAAGUAUUACAAUUGAGUGACUCAUGAUGUGAAAUUAUAAACUUAUAUUUCCCCCCCCCCCCUUUUUUU
Molecule: messenger RNA, 2707 nt
Organism: Penaeus chinensis
Lineage: Eukaryota; Metazoa; Arthropoda; Malacostraca; Decapoda; Penaeidae
Gene: Pgant35A
Product: polypeptide N-acetylgalactosaminyltransferase 11-like
Exons: 13
Coding region: 161-2146 (661 amino acids)
Biological process (GO): regulation of Notch signaling pathway
Cellular component (GO): Golgi apparatus
Molecular function (GO): Notch binding
Source: RefSeq, a predicted model, not a curated record